UGGUGUUAUUUUCGAAGAAAUUGAGAAUUUAUGAAAACAUCAUUGGUUUCUUGAAAUACCGAAACGAAAUCCUAAACAUCGAGUCGACAUAUUCUGUAGACUUCCUAACGAUAUUUAGUCUUUCGUUACAUUUUAUAAUCGCCCCUCCAUCUCUGUCUUCCACUGUUUUUUCCCUUCCCUUUUUCUCCUUUCCAUCUUUUUGAAGUGUUUAUUAGCUGUAACUGUAUAUUACAUAAAGGCAUAAAGAGAUUUGUGUGGAAAUAGAACAAUGUUGAGAACCAAAGUUACAUCAUAUUUUAAAAAUGAUGUACUCGAACUUAAUUAAUGUUUUAUUUAUUUAUCUUUCUCAAUAAACGUGCUUUUAAAAUGAAAGUAGAUUUUUUUGUUGUGGCUAUUAGUAAACGAGGAAAUGGGGAAUGUAUAAAAAUAAAAUGGAUCUCUUGAAAAACCGAAAUGAAAACAUAAUAUUGUUUACUACAGAUCGAAAAAAAUACUACCCCUUUUAAAAACACGUAUUUACGAGAGGGAAAAUAUAUAUAUUUGGGAAAUAUAUAAGUAUUUAAUUAGAUAAACAUUUAAAAACAGUUAAUUAUAAGAUUUAGUUAUGUAUACUACCUAUGUAACAGCAACAGUACCACCUCUUGUGUAAACAAUAUUUCGUUUCGGUAUUUUAAGAAACUGCACAUCUUUAAUAGAUUGCAUUUCCUCCACAAAAUACCGAAAAUAGACCGUUAAUUUCUACAUUUAGAGUUAAAAAAAGCAUUUUUUUCUCCUAAGACACUGAAUUGUAAAUGAAACAAGAAACGAGAACCGACUCACCGAUUGAAAGUUGGUAGACUAUCAAAUAUCAAAUUAAACGAUAUGUUAUGUACGUCAUCCUGGAGUUCUUUGCGACUGGUUGAAUUUAUGAGGACUUUGAUUUGUUGCAGGACAGACAAUUUAUCGUCUGUGGUCGGGAAAGAGUCCAACAAACUGGACAAGUUACACGACAACGCCAUCUUAGUAAGUGUAGAGAGAGAGAGGAAGAAAAAAACCCGCGGGAAAUCUCGCGAGAUAUCGUUGGUUGUCAUAACAACAGACAGCUUCGCUAGUUUUGAUGGAGUUGUGUUCUGCUAGAAAUUAACACGAUACAGAACAUUUAUACAAAAAUACACGAACACGAACACACACACAUAUAUAUAAUUAUAUAUGUGUGUGUAUGUAUGUUUGUGUAUGAAAGUACAUACACAUAGAUCCAAGGAAAACCAAAAGAAAGAAAAAUGACAAGACUUUGUUACGGUUCCGCAAUGUUCCUUUCAUUCAAAAUAUUUGUUUGUUUAAAUGCACACACACUCACAACCUCAUAACAUUUGCUCAAUUCUAUUACUUGAAAUAUUUCUUCGAAUUAUUUUAACUAACCUGUAAUAAUUAGCAAGUAAAUUUUUUUUUUUUUUGAGUUUGUUUAAUAGAAGAAAAAAAUAUUUUUGAACGAAUUUCCAAGUCAAUAUGUCGCAGAGUGAGCGAGUCAGUGUUGUUCCCAGCGGGAAAGUAUACGGCCAACUCUUUGAGGCUCAGGCCUUGCUUAACAGCAAAUUAAAGCAAGUGGAACGCCAGCGGGAAGAAACUAAACUCAAGUCAAGCAGUGGUCUCUUGAAACUGCCUUUCACGUACAAACUGUCGGACAGUGCCCAGAAAGAGGAAGAGGUUCACAAGAAGUUUCAAUGUUACCCAGAGGCCAGACAGGAAAGUUCUGCUCUGAAUGUUGAAAUGGGUGAGGUCAAAGCUCUACCAGAAAUCGUAGUUGACAAACAUUCAUCUGACGUUACCAAGAGAAUCAAAGAGAGACGACUAAAACUACAUGAGACAUCUCUGGAAGAUAUGUACCAGGAUCUUGGGGUCAUCAAUUCAAACAUUGAAGUUAUGCUUGAAAAUUGCUGCAAAGAUUUCUCUGAGAAGGUGGCGAACAUCGACAAAGUUACAGAAAGCCUGCUUGAAAUCGAAGAAUCUGAUAAGAAUCUAAUGAACUUCACAUUUGAAGAACUCAACAAGUUGCAAGCUGAUGUCCAAAGCCACACACAAUGUAAGCUGAAGUAUAUCCAGUAUUUAGAUUACCAGUUUCAUGAAAUUGAAAAUAGUAGAAUAUCCCAGAUACAAAAUGUUUUGUUCAAUUACACGAAUUCUUUUCAAGAAAUAGCUUACCUCACAACACCGGAGGUAUAUCGCCUGAUGGAGACUGAAGUGCAGAUAAUCAACCAGACCUUGUUAAAUAACAAACAGAGCUACACUGAUAUUUAUACCCAAUUACUCCUGGUUAGCAUAGAACAAGAUCGGAAGCAUCAUUUAAACUGGAAGUCACUCACGACUCUUUGGAAAAACAAGAACAUACAGGAAAUUCUUGAAAGAUUCAGACAAUUCAUGUUGACCUGUGUCUCUGUCAAACCGAAAGAAGUUGAAAUCUUACUUGAUGAGAUAAGCAUUAAAUUCUCAAAUUUAUUAAAUGAAUAUAAAGAACAUUUACAAUUUCUCAGGAAUUUCUUGCCACCGAAAUGCACAAAAGGUCUUGUUGAAGAAUGGUAUGGAAAAAUAAACGAGGUAACUGAAAAACUAAAGAAAGAGAAACGAGAAUUUCUGAUGCAAAUGAAAACUGAGUAUGAAAAGUGUAACCAAAAAGGUUUAGCAAAAAUGCACGACGAAGAGGUAGCACUGGUUAACUCAAAUGCCUGCACAGAAGAAAAGGCAUCAGAAUUGUCUGCUAAAUACAUGUUACCACUUAUCCAACUUCAACAGAAGAAUUUUGAAUGUUCUCUGGCCACUUGGGAUGAUGAUAUUACUAAAGCAAUGACGUGCACCACCAAAAAGCUUGACAAAGUAUAUGCGUACAUCUCUGCCAUUGCGGACAUAUGGCUGAACCAUACGCAGGAACUGGAGGCCCAAGAUCAGAAACUGAAUCAAAUGUUUGCGGAGAAUAGAGAAAGACACAAUGCUGAUAACCAGGCUGAAGAAGCAAAGCUGGACACCAUCCUUGAUGCCCUCCGACAAGGACCCGAUGGAGCAGCGCUUGAGAGCAACCUCAAUGCUGCCCUCGCUAUACUCACUCGACUGAAGACCAGUUACCAGAAUUUCCAUGCCAAACAAAUUGGCAUGACUACCUUAUACAUUCCAAUGGUGAAAGAUAAAUUAUACCAAUAUGAAAGAGAUAUCUGCAAAUUCUUCAAACUAAAGAGAUACAAUAAACUCCCAUUUAGCCAAACUGACCCAAAUGACGACUGCAUUUGUGCUGACACAGCCAGUACAUCACCUGAAUCGUCUAGAAAAUCUUCAAAAACAAUCACAUCACCAAGUCAACAACCCUCUAAGUUACUUUCACAAACUGAAAAGCCAUCUAGCUCCUUCGAUAUUCAAGGACCCAAGUCUCUGCCUUCAGAAGGUUUGUUAGUUACAAAGCAGAGCACCCAAUAUAGUUAUGAAGUAGGGAGCAUAGAAUCACUUUCAUUUAUUGAUGAACAAGACCUGGUUCUCAAACAAGUGCAUAUUCCUAAUGAAUAUAUCUCUGAUGUCAAGACAAACAUAUGCAUGAAUAUGCUGAACCAUAUGGAUCUGUGGUUAGUGGAUGCAGUGAAGAAGGCAAAGCAAGCACUGGACAUCAAGGUUGAAGAACUGGACGCUGAAUUGAGUUUACGGAUCCACCUUCAUCAGCCUCGAGCCAAACGAAUCGAGGAAGAUAUUAAUGAUGUCAGAAAAGCUGCUCUGGUUGCUAAGCAGACUGUGGCUUACAUUAUUCCUUUUAACAUCAUCAAGCACAGGCUUGUGACUUUAAGAAACAACUUGACUUUAAAGAUAAACAAACUAAUGGCAGACAUCCGGAAAAUUUUGAGGGAAUAUCGAUCUGAUUUUGACCAAGACUUACAGAAAGUGAAAGAUUCUAAUGCAAUAUUAAUGAAGAGUUUCAAACCAUUCUCUGAGAUGGGUAAUUUUUGCCCUGAAGAGAUUCAGCAAUACCAGAAGAUUAUUGACAAAUUUGGCAACAAAGUGGACCAAUUUGAAGGAAAGAUUCUGUCUGAAAUGGAAGGGAUGGAAUCAGCUCGCUAUGAUCAAGCUAAUAAAAUCACUCUGCAGUUUGAAGAAAGAUUUAAGAACCAUGUCUUUGAUCUUCAGUUCAUAGAACUAAUAGCACGAUGGUUUACAAAUACUCAGGUGAAGAUAAAAUCUGAUGUGGCUAAAAGCAACAGCCAAGGAAAGAAUAUUUGCGACAUUCUACAAAAGCUUGAGAAGAAAAUCGAUUACCUAACAGAACCUCAUCCUGAUAAAUUGAAAUGUUCCCCAUCAGAACUGACAGUAGAUUUGGCAGAUGCUUUAACACAAUUUUGUUCCCGGGCCAUAUAUUUAAUUAGUCCAAAGAGCGGUAGAGAGUCAUCAGCUUUCAAGUCAGGUUUUCUGAAUGUCCCAAGUGAAGUACCUCCUACUUCCAAAGCCGGAAAAAUAUGGACUGACGAUGUUUCUAUCUUUGUUGCUAAAAACAUUCUUCGGACUAACAAAUUACUAAACAGUUCAGACGGGAGUCUGUUACCAAAAGGUAAAACCCCUAAACAUUUUAACUUAAUUUAUGAAUUUAUUAAUUAGCUUUGAGCCUGAUUU
Messenger RNA from Octopus bimaculoides (California two-spot octopus), 4614 nucleotides. Its product is annotated as coiled-coil domain-containing protein 180. Lineage: Eukaryota; Metazoa; Mollusca; Cephalopoda; Octopoda; Octopodidae. The record is from RefSeq and is a predicted model, not a curated record.